Messenger RNA from Osmia bicornis bicornis, 2226 nucleotides. RefSeq names its product syntaxin-5 (gene Syx5). The transcript has 5 exons. Gene Ontology annotation, cellular component: endomembrane system; Golgi membrane; SNARE complex. The coding region runs from base 809 to 1909 and encodes 366 amino acids. The record is from RefSeq and is a predicted model, not a curated record. Gene Ontology annotation, molecular function: SNAP receptor activity; SNARE binding. Gene Ontology annotation, biological process: intracellular protein transport; endoplasmic reticulum to Golgi vesicle-mediated transport; vesicle fusion. Lineage: Eukaryota; Metazoa; Arthropoda; Insecta; Hymenoptera; Megachilidae.
CAGGGUGGCACUGGGAUGUAUGGAAUGCAGGAAUAUAAGUGAUACAAGGAUGUAAAGGAUACAGGCAUGUAAGGGAUGCAGGGAUGUGAGGGAUGUUGGGAUAUAAAGAAGACAGGAAUGUGAAGAAUGCAGUGAUGUAAGGGAUGUGGAGAUGUGAAGAAUGCAGGGAUGUUAGGGAUGCAGUGAUAUAAGGGUGCAGAGAUAUAAAGGGUGCAGACGGAAGUAAUAAAAUCAACACGUUCAUGCUCCUAAGGAGUUUAUUCAAUAAGCUAAGAAGAUAAUUACAGCAAAUUAAAUGAACGCAGAAAAUAAAAUAAGGGUAUAUGUAUGCCUUUAGCUACCUACAUACAUGAAGCUAGCCGGAAGGAAUAAUAAAAUAUGAUUAUUUUUAAUUUUUCUUAGUGUAUUUCGUUUGUAAAUCGCUUGUGAGUCUAUUUUUAACGUUUGUGACAAAUUACUUCUUUUGUGAUUAGCAAUUUUAUUUCAGUCAUGAUGUGAUCCGAAACUAUUUAGUAAUUUUUUAUGGCAAAACCGCUCAGGGCUGACAUACGUGAAAAGUCGUUAUUCGCAUAGUUCUAUUUCACUUUAGCAAAUGCAGAACUUGGUGUUUGACAUGGCUGAAGGAAACGAAUAACAAUCAUCACACAGGGUAUAGGUAGAAUAUGGGUAGACUAUAGCUGUCAUGUGGACGUGUCUUUUUCAAUCUGUUGGUACAUUUAUUAAAUAGCAUUUAAAUUAGAUGAUUAGGUAUUAUAUCUUUAAAUCUAUAAAAACGUGAAUACGUAGACAAACUUAUUGUGAGAAUGCGAUGCCAGCACGUAGACGACACGUUGUCUCCGAGGUAGACCAUGGUUUCGUGAUCACAACCUCAAAGAGUCCCUGGCAGGGCAAUACCAUAAGUCAGCAGUAUAAUCAUGAAAGUGAAGGGUGCGAUUUAACUAAAAACGAAAAGAAGAAAGCAGAUAUCGUAGCAGCGACAAUGACGUCGCGCGACAGGACCAAUGAAUUCGUUAAUGCCAUCCGGACGAUGCAAAGCAGGACCGUGACACGAGCAGCGGUUCUGCAAAAUCCUCGUCGAGCACGUCAAUUACAAAGCUAUUCAAAUUUUAUGAUGAUAGCUAAAAGUAUUGGAAAAAAUAUAGCGAGCACGUACACUAAGUUAGAAAAGCUUGCUCUAUUGGCAAAAAGGAAAUCUAUAUUUAAUGACAGACAAAUGGAAAUUGAUGAGUUAACAAAUAUCAUAAAAACAGACUUAAAAAGUUUAAAUCAUCAGAUAGGAAAAUUACAAGAACUUGGAAAAAAGCAGCGGGAUGGAUAUGGUGCAUUUCAAAGUCAUCAUAUGAAUUCACACUCAUCUUCUAUUGUAAUGACCUUACAAUCAAAGCUAGCAAACAUGUCAAAUCAUUUUAAAAGUGUAUUAGAAGUUCGAUCAGAGAAUAUGAGGGAAGAGCAAACUAGAAGGCAACAGUUUACUCAAGGUUCUGUAUCUACAAUGUUACCUCCAAGUGUUGCUGGGAAACAAGGUUCAUUAUUGCUUCAAGAACAAGAUUCUCCUUCGUCUACAGUUAUAGAUUUGGAGCCAGCAAUGGGACAGUUAACAUUACAGCAAGCAAUUCAAGAUGACUCUAUGGCAUAUGCCCAGUCAAGGGCAGAAACAAUGCAAAGCAUAGAGUCCACUAUAGUUGAACUUGGAGGAAUUUUUCAACAAUUAGCGCACAUGGUUAAAGAACAAGAGGAGAUGGUGGAAAGGAUAGAUAGUAAUAUAGAAGAUACAGAAUUAAACGUGGAAGCAGCACAUGCAGAAAUUUUAAAAUAUUUUCAAUCUGUAACAAAUAACAGAUGGCUAAUGAUAAAAAUAUUUGCAGUUCUUAUAUUUUUCUUUAUAUUUUUUGUAGUGUUUUUGGCAUAAAACAAUUAUAUUACUAUGAUGAUGAUUAUUAUUAUUAUUAUUAUUAUAUAUAUAUAUAUAUUUCUUCAUUCAGUUUUGUAGUUUACCAUUCAUAUCCAUUUGUGAUAUAAAUUGAUCAAAGAACGAGGCGAAUUUUUAUAAAACUAUGACUCACUAGCUAUAGAAUAGUAUAUUCAAUUGCAUUCCUCGACCUCUUUGUUGAAUUGUGAAUACUGUAAGUAUUAAUAAUUAAACACUACAUCAGUGUAGAUUAAAGCUACAUUGUUGAUUGUAAACUGUAAAAAGGAUGCUAUGGGUAAUAAAUGUAUAAUUUUCAA